GUGCUUGAAUGUAAAUGCUCGUCGCUCCGUACCGGACUAGCGUGAAGUGGGCCUUUGCGUCCAGCCUUACACCCGAUCCCAAUGUUUAAUCAGGCCACACCACCUCCCAAUGCGCUUAAUGGGUGGGUGGGAGGGUCUUCGGCUGGUCCGCAAGUUUUAAGCCUUAGGUCCAGAGCGGCGGUCGAUGGCUUAGCCUUUCUUGGCACUGACGCGACUAGCUCCGCGCAGCCUUCCUUUGUUCCUGGAUGGGGCUUACGUGGUGUGGUCCCUCUUCGCACUGGCGGCCUCGGCCUUCCGGGGGGUCCGCUUUCCUUGGUUGGAUUGUCGGCUCCCUCUCUCGAGUCUCCACCUUUGGCGCCUUCUGAGUUCUUUCUUGGCCCUGGGGUUGUCACCGGCGCCGCCGCCGGAUCCGCUGGGCCCCCCGUUAGCCGGCCUUUCCCGCUGGGCGUUCCUGCCCAGGCACCUGCCCCCUUGGGUGUGGCUCGCGGUCGCCUAGACCAGGUUAUCGCUCGGCUCCGCCCUUCGCCCCUCAUUUCAGCCGCGGAUCAAGAAGCGUCUUACCAGCGGGGUCUGGCCGCGGCCAACCAGAUGCUCCUUGGUGCCCUAGCCUCUUCUACGGUGUCCCGCCAGGAUGGUGCCGUCACCGAGUUCCUGAGUUGGCUUUCCAGCCAUGGUCGUGGUCGGGACUGGUGGAAUUGUACGCCAGACGACGUGCUCGUCUAUAUGACGGUUUGGUGGCUGCCCCGGCAUCAGGGCCGAAGUGGCGGCCCCGUAGGGCCUGCCGCCGUUAAGUCCCACCUGUCCUGCCUGAGUGGUUUCUUCAGCCGUGUGGGCCGGGGUGGUCGAUUCGACGUCUCCACCGGCCAAGGCAACCCUUGCGAUUGCAUCUGGGUUGAGGAUUUCCGCGCGUCGUAU
Volvox carteri f. nagariensis is the source of this 915-nucleotide messenger RNA. RefSeq lists its product as uncharacterized. The transcript has 5 exons. Lineage: Eukaryota; Viridiplantae; Chlorophyta; Chlorophyceae; Chlamydomonadales; Volvocaceae. The annotation marks the transcript as partial. The record is from RefSeq and is a predicted model, not a curated record.